Molecule: messenger RNA, 4320 nt
Organism: Gracilinanus agilis (Agile Gracile Mouse Opossum)
Lineage: Eukaryota; Metazoa; Chordata; Mammalia; Didelphimorphia; Didelphidae
Product: collagen alpha-1(XX) chain-like
Exons: 24
Coding region: 1-2928 (975 amino acids)
Molecular function (GO): protein binding
Source: RefSeq, a predicted model, not a curated record
AUGACAGCCCAAGUGUGCAUCUGCAUCUGGUUGGUCUGGGCCUCAGUGUUGGACCUCAUCCAUGGACAAGGACCCAGCCCAGGGACUAGUCGACUAAGACUGACUGUGUUGUCUGAAGACCGACUCCAGAUGAAGUGGAAGGAAUCAGAAGGAAAUACCAAUGGCUACAAAGUCCAAGUAAAGCCCAUGGCAGGAGACUCAGAGCAGGAAGUAAUGCUGACUACCAAGACACCUAAAGUCACAGUGGUUGGACUGAGCCCCACCAAGGAAUACACACUCCAAAUAUUUGCACUCAGUGGUUCCCGUGACACUCUGCUGGCCAGGCGGAGAUUUGUGAUUGAGGAUUUGAAGAGCAUCUCCACAGGCAGAAAUAGCCGGAAGCCAUCAGGGGAAACUUUGGAGUCCAUUCCUUCUUCAGUGGGAAAUCAUGAAUUUGAGCAGGUUCCUGAGCUUGAAUUCUGCUUAGCUGUCUCUGCCUCCAUCUUCCAAGGUCCCCAGUUCUAUUGUGACACCUCCAUUCCUGUGGACAUAGUAUUCCUGGUGGAUGGAUCCUGGAGUAUUGGCCGAAGUAACUUCAGGCUCAUCAGAGAAUUCCUAGCUAAUGUCAUCUCUCCUUUUCACAUUGCCCAGGAUAAAGUCCAAAUUGGUUUGUCCCAAUAUAGUGGAGACCCUCGGACUGAAUGGGACCUGAAUUCAUUCAGCACCAAAGAAGAAGUUCUAGAGGCUAUUCGAAAUCUCCGUUAUAAGGGUGGUAACACCUUCACCGGUCUUGCACUGACUCAUGUACUGGAGCAGAAUCUGAAGCUUGAAGCUGGGUCUCGUUCUGAGGCAGUUAAAGUAGUCGUUCUUCUGACUGACGGCAAGUCCCAGGAUGAUGCCAGACUUGCUGCUCAAGUUCUGAAAGAUGUGGGCAUAGACAUCUUUGCCAUUGGAGUGAAGAAUGCCGAUGAGUCUGAGCUGACACACCUGGCAUCCCUUCCCCUGGAUGUCACAGUUCACAAUGUUCUGGAUUUCCCUCUCCUUGGCAACCUGACAAGCAGGCUCAUCAGGCUCCUCUGUUGGAAGAUCCAAGAGAGAAGUCGAAGCAGAGACCCAGGUGAAGGGAUACAUUUAUCGACCCAUCCAAGCCCCACGAACUUGAUUGUAUCAGAAGUGACAGCCUCAGGAUUCCGUCUGGCCUGGACCCCUCCUCUGGAGCCUGCCAGAAAGUACAGGAUCGUAUACCAUCCCUCCAGAGGUGGCACACCCAGGGAGGUCACAGUGGAAGGGGCUACUUCAUCUGCCCAGCUGCUGAAUUUGACCUCCAACACAGAGUACUUGGUCACAGUGUUUCCUGUCUAUAAGGAUGGUGUUGGAGAGGGGCUCUGGGACAUAGUGACUACAUUACCACUGUCUCCUCCAAGCUCAUUGACCAUUUUAAGCGUGGCCCACAAUAGUAUCCAUUUGACCUGGAAGCCCACAAGUAAAGCUACCCAGUACCUCGUUCACUGCACUUCAGCUUCCCCUAGAGAGCAGGAGGCAGAUGAGGAAGAGGAAGAUGGGAGAGAGGUUCGAGUGAGGGACCCUGAGGUUCUGCUGGAAGGUUUGGCUUCUGGUACAGAAUAUAGCAUUGCUGUAUAUGCCCUCUUUGGGGAGGAAAUCAGUGAGUCCCAGAGCAUCCGAGCCAAGACCUUGUCUUUGGAUCUCCCCAAACACCUGAGCUUCUCUGAGGUCAGCCACAGCUCUGUUCGAGUUCACUGGGAGGCAUCAUCGAGGGGAGUUCGCAUGUACCGUGUGUCCUAUGUCUCACUGGAAGGGAACCAAGCUGGGGAGAUAGAUGUCUCCAGGAAUGCCUCCUCUGUCAACCUGGCCCCACUGUCCUCCUCCACCUCAUAUAUUGUCAGUGUCACAUCAGUCUACAAAGAGGGGGAUUCUUCCACACUCACUGGACGAGUGACCACACGAAAAGUCCCAGCCCCAAGCCACUUGAAAGUAACUGAAUUGCCAGGGGAUGAUGUCAGACUGGAGUGGGCUGCCGCUGCAGCCUCUGGUGUGGUGGUCUAUCAGAUCAAAUGGACACCUUUGGGUGAAGGAAAGGCUUAUGAGAUUUCUGUCCCAGGGAACCUAGGCACUGCUACUUUGCCUGGUCUAGGGAAGCAUGCAGAAUAUGAGAUCUCCAUCUUAGCCUAUUACAGAGAUGGGGCCCGUAGUGACACAGCAUCCCUCCGAUAUACUCCGAGUCUGGAUAAACAUUGUCACCUAACUGAACCUCUUGGCAUGAGAAUAGCAGAGUUUCCUUUGAAUCCCAUGUUUGCAAAGAUGUUGCUAGAGUCAGGAAAUUUUGGAUGUUCUCAGGAGAUUUUGAGCAUUGCAGCCAUGAUGCAGAUUCAGAAUGUUUUUGUAAUUCCACCAAAUCAGAAAACUCAGGCUAUGAGGGAACACCGAAAAUUUGCUGUGGAGGAGGGUGACCAUCUCACUAUGCUUAAUGUGUAUGAAGCUUUUAUCAAACACAGUAGGAAUUCACAGUGGUGUCAAGAGCAUUUCCUUAACUAUAAGGGGCUUAUGAGGGCUGCAACUGUAAGGGAGCAAUUGAAAAAGCUGCUCGUCAAGUUUAAAAUACCGAAGAAAUCUAGUGAAGGUGACCCAGAUCCUGUUCUAAAGUGUAUUGUUUCUGGAUUCUUUGCUAAUGCUGCUAAGUUUCAUUCCACUGGAGCGUAUAGGACUAUCCGUGAUGAUCAUGAAUUACACAUACAUCCCACAUCAGUACUCUACGCAGAAAAACCACCUCGAUGGGUUGUCUACAAUGAGGUCAUACAGACUUCAAGAUACUACAUGAGGGAUGUGACUGCUAUUGAAUCUGCUUGGCUGUUGGAGUUGGCACCACAUUUCUAUCAGCAGGGAACGCCUCUUUCAAUGAAAGCCAAAAGGGCCAAGGUUGAUGACCAGUGACCACAAUUCAGCUGCCACUGAUAGUACCUGAUCCUUUUCUUGGAAUCCUCCAAGAUGUGGCGUUUGGGCCUUGGGACAUGUAAUCCUAAACUUUUCACUGAUUUAAAGCUGACUGUUCUUUACAUUUCGGUCAGUUCAUCAGCCACUAUUCCUCUCCACUAAAUGUAAAAGCCUGUCAGGAUCCUGUAGGAGUUGAUGCAUGAGCAGACCAUGGUAAAACUAAAGCUGAGCUUGCAUUGUGGACAUUUUACUUCUUGGCUGAUGUGGCCAUAUUUGUUAGCCUGGGCAUAUUGUCCCUUUAACAUAGGUAGACACAUGAUCAGAAAGUACUGAUGUAACUUGAGUUAGAAUUAGAGCUUCUGUGGAGGAAAAGAAGCCUUUGAAUGCUGUAAUGCCAUGUUAAAGAGGACAAAGAAUUUUGCAUACCACAGCUCUUACCCCUUAGACCAUGUAUGGCCUGAUGGAUGUGCUGCUCCCUUGUUCAAUGCAGAGUAGUCCAAGGAGAGCUCUGACCUUAGAAAGAAACAACAGAAGUUUCAGUUGAAAUCUUUCUGAUACCUGGAGCAUGCCUAACUAGUACAGGACCCUAGAGCAGUAGAAUCAGUUCCUGUAGCUUCUCAUUUGCCUUUUGCCCCUAUUUCCCAACUGUAUGAAACUUUAGAAUUACAUUCCAUUUAAAAUGAAAUGAAUAAUACCGUUUACGUAUAAACUGUAUUUUUUUAGCCCUUGAUUACUCUAGCACUCCUGGUAAUUUGGGGGAGCUUUGAGGGCCUUUUGUGAGUGAUACGCCUCUAGGACCCAUGAGCACAUAUUCCAUUAUUGCAGUGAAUGUAUGCAUUUUCACAAGUGGGCUUGGCAUCCUCUUUGGGGAUAGAUAUUUUAACCUUGAUGCCACUGGCUUCAACACUAGUGAAAUCUUAUGAAAUUCCAGUUGGGAAAAUCUCAUGAGAAUGCUUCUUAAGCAGGAAUUAACAGUUUAGAUGCUCUGAACUUCUGUAAAUCAGAAACCUAAUUAUAGUAUAUUAGUAUUGGGUUUAUUUUGGCUCUUUGCAAUGUUUGGGAGUUAUUGGAGGGGGUAUCCUCCUUUUCCCAGCAGGCUCUGGUCUUAUUGAUGCCCCAAGCCUACUUUGCUAUAAUAGUGUUUGCAUUUAAACACAAUAGCUGCUGUAGGUUUAUUUAUUUAUUUAUUUUUACUCUUUCAGUGACAUUUAUUUUAAAAACAUUUAGCUUAAAAAUUUAUUUUUGUACUGACAUUUAUUUGGUGAAUAUGCCACUUUUGGCACCAACAUGUAUUUUCAUUUUUUUCUUUCCAUUUUUAAAAUGUGUAAAUAAUAGUAAUACCUUAAUAAUGAUAGCAACUUUGUACCUAGAAUAAAUGUUUUCCUCCCCCUC